AUGGGGGUAUCAUUCUCCUCUACUUUCACCAAGCAAGAAGACGUGGAAGUUGCUCUAGACUCCGUCACUGUUAAGUCCAUAAGCUUCGGCGAUGACGACGAGUGCAAGACUCCCAAGAGAUCUGUUAACUUCAAUGACAGAACUCUCGAGCCAACGAUCUUGAAAUCUUUGGGAACUGGUGGUAAAAUGGUUGUUGAGAAAUCUAUUAGCUUCAAAGGGAUGUCACUGGAUAGAAUGAUAGAGAACGGUUUUGAGUUAGACAAUGCAGAGAUUGCUAGAGAACUCUCAGUUCUUGACCCAAAGAACCCUAAACACGAAGCUGCUAUUAAGUUACAAAAAGUUUACAAGAGUUUUCGUACGAGGAGGAAGCUGGCUGAUUGUGCAGUGCUCGUGGAGCAAAGCUGGUGGAAGCUAUUGGAUUUUGCUGAGCUGAAGAGAAGUUCUAUAUCUUUCUUUGAUAUUGAGAAGCACGAAACCGCGAUUUCGAGGUGGUCUAGAGCUAGGACUAGAGCAGCUAAGGUUGGUAAAGGUUUAUCCAAGAAUGGAAAAGCACAAAAGCUUGCUCUACAACACUGGCUUGAAGCGAUUGACCCGAGACAUCGGUAUGGACACAACCUGCACUUUUACUACAACAAAUGGCUCCAUUGUCAGAGUAGAGAACCUUUCUUCUACUGGCUUGAUAUUGGCGAGGGAAAAGAAGUAAAUCUUGUGGACAAGUGUCCUCGUUCGAAACUUCAACAACAGUGCAUCAAGUACCUUGGUCCGAUGGAAAGGAAAGCUUAUGAGGUUAGUGUGGAAGAGGGCAAGUUUUUUUACAAGAACAGUGGAGAAAUGCUUCAUACUUCUCCUAUGGAAGAAAGUGAUUCCAAAUGGAUUUUCGUGCUCAGCACGUCGAAAGUGUUGUACGUUGGGAAGAAGAGGAAGGGUACGUUUCAGCAUUCAAGUUUCUUAGCUGGAGGAGCUACUGUUGCUGCAGGGAGAUUAGUUGUUGAGAGUGGUGUUCUCAAGGCUGUUUGGCCACAUAGUGGUCAUUAUCAACCUACUGAAGAGAAUUUCUUGGACUUUCUUUCUUUCUUAAGAGAGAACAAUGUUGAUAUCACUGAUGUUAAGAUGAGUCCUACAGAUGAAGAUGAGUUUUCUCUUUACAAACAAAGAAGCACUCACAUGAGAAACCAUUCUUUGGAAGAAGAUUUGGAGCCUGAGAAGACCAUUACCUUGCAAGACAAGGCUGAUCCAAUAGAAGUAGAAGAAACAACUCCAGUGAUGGAUAAUAUCGAAACACCGAAAAGAAUGGAGUCUAGUAAAGUAUCUGAAGACUAUGAUUCUGGUGAUGAUGAGGAGGAAGAGGAAGAGAUAUUUGACUUAGAACAAGAACCAAUACCUUCAGAGCAGAGCUCACCAAGAGAGGAACAAGAAACCAAAGAGAGUGAAGUAGUGAAGAUUCCAGAAGAAUCAAUCCUAAAAAGGAUCAAUUCAAAGAAGGAAAGUAGAUCUUUCCAACUUGGGAAACAACUAUCAUGCAGAUGGACAACUGGUGCAGGACCAAGAAUUGGUUGUGUAAGAGAUUACCCAUCAGAGCUUCAGUUUCAAGCACUGGAACAAGUCAACUUGUCUCCGAGAAGUGCUUCUGUUUCAAGACUCUGUUUCUCAUCCUUGUCCCACACGCAAACGCCUCAGAUGUCACCGUUAUGGCGAGGAAUGUCAUUACCUGCAGAUAUCAUCACACAUUCGUAA
This is a messenger RNA of Eruca vesicaria subsp. sativa (arugula), 1734 nucleotides long. Lineage: Eukaryota; Viridiplantae; Streptophyta; Magnoliopsida; Brassicales; Brassicaceae. The record is from the annotation of a GenBank genome assembly.